GUGUAGAGAAGCGCUUGGCUGAGUUUCCCUUUGCACUGGAAAGGGACAGUGAAGCGGCGUCGAAUUUCUUUGUCCAUUAUUCGAACGCCCACCUUCAAACUGGACACAACUACAUGGUCAUUCUGCGUGAAGUUGGGACAGCGUUGCUAGCUGGUAUUUCAACGAUCGCACGCGAUGCAGGACGCGCUGUGGCGGUACCAGUCAAUUCGCAAAUAGGGUUGAUUCCUUUUUUCCAGUUUUUGCUAAACCACACACGGUACGACUCGAUUCAAGCGGAGGCGCCGCGGAUGGAGCGGCGGAACCUAGUAAUGUCGGAGCUAAUCGCCCAAAAGCAGCAAGAUCAGGCAUUGUUGGAUGAAAAUGAGUCAAAGACAAAUCAGGUGGAGAGAGACAGUGGCCUACUUGGUAAUUCGGAUCCACAAGCUCAAGCACAAGUUCAGGCUGGAGAGAAAGAACAGCCCAAUGCCGUUCUCAGCUCCAAAGCCGCGCGAGCAUUGAAUGUCGUCCGACAUGAUGUCAGACACGCUGUGGAUGAAGCGUUGGAGCUGAAUGCGGGCAAUGGGUUUCAGGGCAAAAUGAUGCGCAUCGAACAUCCGCCGCUUGUUGAGGCUGUUCGCAAUGCCCAAAAGCGAGCUGGGGAAGUGUUCUUAGACGGAGAAUUCACGAAUGAAUACAUGGGAGAAACGACUCCCAAGCAUGCUCUUUUUCGACGAAGAGUGGAGGCGGAUACGACUGAGAUCAUGGAGGCUGC
This is a messenger RNA of Amoebophrya sp. A25, 751 nucleotides long. The record is from the annotation of a GenBank genome assembly. Lineage: Eukaryota; Dinophyceae; Syndiniales; Amoebophryaceae.